Molecule: messenger RNA, 1888 nt
Organism: Gopherus evgoodei (Goodes thornscrub tortoise)
Lineage: Eukaryota; Metazoa; Chordata; Testudines; Testudinidae
Gene: BTBD16
Product: BTB domain containing 16
Exons: 17
Coding region: 1-1863 (620 amino acids)
Source: RefSeq, a predicted model, not a curated record
AUGGCUAACUUAAAGACUACUUCUGGUUUAGUCUCUAUUCGGAAAUCACUCGAGUUGGCACAGCUGACUACUUUUGUUCCCAAGGUUCCUUCAUUAGAUACUAAACCAGCAGAUUGCUAUUUGCUGUCAGCCCCUUUUGCAGCCCUGGGAGGACUUUCCCCAAGUGAAAAGAAAAUACCCAAGGCUCCAUUGCCGUUGAGACAACGUUACUUCCGCAUACAAGCUGGUUUCACCAAUCGCUGGCAGUUCCCUUACGGCCUAAGCUGUGAUCUCUUAGGAACUGCGCAAGCUAAUAAGGCUUUCAGAGUCUGCCUCAACGAGACCCUGAAGAAGAUAAUGACAGCUGACACACCUGUGUCCCUGUCUGAUGAACCAAAGAUUCAGACAUCGAAUGUAGAAUUUGAAACACAAGGCCAUUCGUCAUGUUUAUUGCCACUAUCUCAGAAGGGCAAUGAGUUGGAGUCUUUGAGGGUACACUCCAAUCAAGCCUACACAAAUGAAGUUAUCUUUUCCUACACGCAGAAGAUGACAGAAGAUAUGGAACCAGAUGUGGCCUUGGAGUGCCUGGGCUUCUUAUGGGAGCUUCAUCGUAUCUAUUUAUUUAAAUCCAAGACACUGUCACAACUUUUAAUUUCUGCAGUGGAGCCAAUGAACGUAAAUGAUUUGAAAAGCCAGCACAAAAGCAAAAAAGAAGGUAAACACAAUAAACAGUCCAACCCAGCUGCUCAGAAAACUAAGGCACUCAGCAAAGAGAAGUCAAAAAUGAAAAAGAUCACCAUUUCAUUGGAUGUUCAGGACCCAGAAGUCACUAGAAUUGCCUUUGCUAUAGCACUCAAGAAUUUAUACAGUACUGAACCAGAGGUGGAAGAGGGUGAUGUUUUGGGAGUCCUGGCAGUUGCAUCGGUGCUGCAGUUCCCUAGUCUCUUCCAAAAGUGUGUGUCCGUUAUGAAGAGUGGAAUUUGCUCAGCCAAUGUCUGUAGCUAUUACUGUGCUGCUUGCAAGUACAAACAGGAAACACUGGUAACAGACUGCGAAAGGUGGCUAGAGGUGAACCUGGUUCCUCAGCUUAGCUCUCAGAUCCAUCUACGGAAAUUGCCACAAGAACUGCUACAGAAAGUGCUCAGAUCUCCCAGGUUGUUUACAUUCAAUGAAUUCCACCUCCUGAAAACAACUCUUUGUUGGACCUAUCUACAGCUAAACCCAAGGGUUCAGAUAAUACCAUCUCAUGAAACAAUCCUAAUGUACUUUAGCAGUUUACCCAAGAGAUGUUCCUUUCUGGAAAGGGAAGCAGGACAGAGAUAUAUAACUGUUUUUCAAUCCCUUCGUUUACAUGGAAUAACGUCAAGUAAGCAUCUGGAGGAUUUACGACAGAUUAACUUCCUCCCGCUGCCAUGGCUGACACAGAUUCUGUCCAACCAUUACCAUGCGCUGGAGAAUGGUGGUGACAUGACAUUGCAGAGAGAUUUUUCCAUGCAAGCUGUGAGAUUUGGUCUUCUUCUUAAACAGGAGCCAAGAUAUCAUGAAGAAAUAAUUUCCAUUUAUGGAUUCUUCUUUGAGAUAAAAGCAAUCAGACAUGAAGCUUCAGCAUACAGCUUUUACAUUCAAAGAGUCAAACAAACAGACCCAGCUUUAUCUUUUAUUACUGCUGAACGUAGCCCUGUCAGCCUUAGGCAGGAGCGAGACGUUAAAUAUGAAAUAAAAGCACAGUGCCUGAUGGAUGGGAAAUGGAGGGAAUUCAGUACUGAUCAACUUACCCAAAAGUUUGGCGUUACCAAACCAUCUUGCAGAAGCCAAGUCUUGAAAGCACGAAUACCAUCAAUUCCAGUCUAUGUGACAUAUGCUCUUCUUUUUCCAUCAUCUUGAUUUGCCAAAAGAAAAUAAGCUCUAG